AUGAAACCUCACGGGGAGUGUUGUGGGGGCGCGAGCCACCACCACGAACCCGAAGAAACCGGUGUUAGUUAUAGUUUAUACGCUAAAAUUAACAAAGACCAUUUACAGUGUUUAAAUGAAGCCGUCGAAGGUACCGGGAAAAAUGUGUUCAAACCCUGGGAAGAGCGUUUUAAUUUCGAAGUGUUUGUGGAGUCAGAUGCCGAUGAAGAGCUCCUGUUUAACAUACCGUUUGUAGGAAAUGUUAAAUUAAAAGCGAUAAAAGUCAUAGGGGAGGACUCCGAUACACAUCCUUCUAAAAUGCGAUUAUUCAAGAACCGCCCUUCGAUGACUUUCGACGAUACCAGCGCACAAGCAGAUCAAGAAUUUGAAUUAGUUAAAGACAUUUCUGGAUCAGCUGAAUACAACACAAAAGUUGUCACUUUUAAUAGUGUAAACCAUUUAACACUGCAUUUUCCGAGCAACUUUGGCGCAGAAACGACGAAAAUAUACUAUAUAGGUCUGAAAGGAGAGUUCACAGAAGCUCAUCAUCAUGGAGUUACGAUUUGCACCUACGAAGCUAGACCAAUGAUGAAAGACCAUAAGAAUCCUCUGGAAGAAAUUACCCAAGCCCGUUUGGGCCAAUGA
Phyllotreta striolata is the source of this 624-nucleotide messenger RNA. NCBI's taxonomy places the organism in Eukaryota, Metazoa, Arthropoda, Insecta, Coleoptera, Chrysomelidae. The record is from the annotation of a GenBank genome assembly.